AUGGAUUCGAUUCUUGUUGCCGUUUCUCGAACUGUAUUUCCACGUUCGAGCGUAAUUCCCGACGCUGAGUUCAAGAAUUUGCCUUGCAUCCUCACAGACUACAUCCGGCCCGAGUUCAGAAAGCCCGUUGUUGCUUAUACUUCCACUUCUCCCUGCCGACGGCGCCAACUCUCUGAAUUACGCUGGCAAGCGGCAGUCUCCACCUCCGACACCGCCGGUACCACCAAUUCCGGCCCUCCACGAGAAGGGAUGUAUAUCGUUGGUGAUUUUAUGACGAGAAAAGAGGAUUUGCAUGUUGUAAAACCUUCAACUACUGUUGAUGAAGCAUUGGAGAUGCUAGUCGAGAAAAGAAUUACUGGAUUUCCUGUGAUCAACGAUGACUGGAAGUUGGUUGGUGUUGUUUCCGACUAUGACUUGUUAGCACUUGACUCCAUCUCAGGCAGCGGUCAACAUGACACAAAUAUGUUUCCCGACGUUGACAGUACUUGGAAAACAUUUAAUGAGAUUCAGAAGCUACUCAGCAAAACUAAUGGGCAGAGUGUCGGUGACCUUAUGACCCCUGCUCCCCUUGUUGUUCAUGAGAACUCAAACCUGGAGGAUGCUGCGAGAUUAUUGCUUAAAACCAAGUAUCGUCGACUGCCAGUUGUAGAUGGCGAUGGAAAACUGGUUGGCAUUAUCACCCGAGGAAAUGUGGUUAGAGCUGCCCUUCAAAUAAAACGUGCUAGUGGCACAAUAUAA
Fraxinus pennsylvanica is the source of this 738-nucleotide messenger RNA. NCBI's taxonomy places the organism in Eukaryota, Viridiplantae, Streptophyta, Magnoliopsida, Lamiales, Oleaceae. The record is from the annotation of a GenBank genome assembly.